Molecule: messenger RNA, 558 nt
Organism: Diatraea saccharalis (sugarcane borer)
Lineage: Eukaryota; Metazoa; Arthropoda; Insecta; Lepidoptera; Crambidae
Source: the annotation of a GenBank genome assembly
AUGACAUCCAUCUUGUAUGAACAAUCAACAGAUGAUAUUAAUCUUCAGACAGCAACGCCACACUAUGCCUCUGUGAUAUUUAGCAAUAUAUCCAGUGACCAAGCUUACAGGGAGCUGGUGAAGGUAGGAGGGUACCAUGUUCCACAGGAAUGCAGACCAAGACACAAGGUGGCGAUUCUAGUCCCGUUCAGCUCGGCUUUUCACACUUUUUUCGGCGGCGUUAGUUCUAUGACAAAGAAACAAUUUGUUCGUGUCAAUGGAUAUUCCAAUUUAUAUUGGGGUUGGGGCGGUGAAGAUACUGAUAUGUUUUGGAGGAUAAGAGGCGCUGGCUUCCCUAUGGUCCGAUACCAAAAAGAUAUUGCCAAAUAUUUGUCUUUGCCGCAUAAUAAGAUUGAGGAAUGUAAAAAUAGAAAUGAGUUGGUGAGGACUGCUAUAGCUCGAUAUUCCUAUGAUGGCUUGACAACAUUGCAGUACAAAGUGAUAUCAUUGAAAUUCCUACACCUAUACACUCAUAUCUUGGUCGAUGUUGAUCCUGUAUCAAAUAAAACCUCAAAAUAA